UAUUUGUUGCAAUCUUAUCUCAUGCUCGCUCGUUACCUUCGCUAUCUUUUUUGCUUUUAGUAGUAUGACAAUCAGGAGGGAGAGGGUAUAAAAGGGAGAGAGAGGGAGAGAGCAGGACAGAGAAAAGCGUGAGAAACCUCAAAGCAAAACCUCCAAGCUACAAAAAAAUCGGUCCGGCAGCAGAUAAAGUGAGCCACAAGGAAUCACUGUCAUGGAUCCUGCCAUAACAAUAGAAACCUUAAAAAAAGACCUUGCUGAAAUGAAGGCUGCUUUCGAGAAAAAAACAUUUGAAGCUGUUUCAGCUGAAGUUCAACAGCAGUCAAAUUUAUUAAAUAACAUCACAUUGGAAAUUGCCAUCACAGGAAGAUCAGGUGUUGGGAAGUCAUCUUUCGUCAAUGCCCUUCGAGGAAUGGAAGAUUAUGCAGAGGGUGCAGCUAAAACGGGGGUGACAGAAACAACAAUGGUGCCACAAGAAUAUUCACACCCCACAUUCCCCAAAGUCAAAUUUUGGGAUCUACCAGGAUUUGGAAAAGAUAACUUUAGUGCAGAGGAAUACCUAGAGGAGGUCAAUUUCAGCAAGUAUGAUUUUUUCAUCAUCAUCGCCUCAGGGCGCUUCACUGAGGAUGACACCAACUUGGCUCUUGAGAUCCAGAAAAAUAAGAAGAAAUUCUACUAUGUGCGCAGCAAAGUGGAUGUUGAUAUAGAUAAUGACAGGAAGUCAAAAGGCAUCAAGGAGGGGGACAGCGAUAGGAAGAUGCAGUCUGAGAAAGAGACGCUUGACACUGUACGGACAGAUAGCUAUGAUAAUUUGAAGGCGUUAGGUGUGUCUUCUCCAAGGGUCUUUCUAAUAUCGAGGUGGGAUUUGAGCAAGUAUGAUUUCCCCCUGCUUCAAGAGACCAUUGAAAAGGAACAGGAUGAACUCAAGAGAGAUGUUUUAAUCAUGUGUCUUCCGAUUUUUACAAAAGAUAGCAUUAAAAAGAAGAAGGCUGCUAUGGAGAGCCUGAUAUGGAAAAAUGCCAUGGUGAGUUGUACUGUUGGGUUGAUUCCUGUCCCGUUCCUAUCAUUUGGUUGUGACAUUGCCAUUGUGGUUUCGACAAUGAGGGAUAUCUGCAAAGUUUUUGGCUUGGAUGAAAAUUCCCUCAAUAUACUAGCAAACCGAGUGGAGAAAGAUGUUGAAGAGUUGAAAUCCGUUAUUGAACAUACCCCAAGCACCGGUAAGAUCACGGCAGAAUUCGUCAUGGAUAUCUUGAAGAGGUCAGCAAUGUGGGGAGCAAUCACAGCGGUAGAGAUGGUCCUGGGUUUCAUACCUCUGUUGGGGUCUCUCUAUGGUGGGGGCAGUUCUUUUGCUACCACAUUCUACUUGCUGAAUAAUUUCCUGGAAAAAGCUGUGAAAGAUGCAGAGAAAGUUCUGGCAAAGGCUGCUGAGCCUAAGAGACACAAGUAAACAGCAAAUACAUCUACCUGGUGGGAAGAGAUAUCCAGGUGAAGCAUGCAUUAUCUCAUCUUUCUAUCACAUCAUCAACCAAUUGCUCCCUUUAUUACUCUUCAGCUCAGCACUUUAUUACUCUUCAGCUCAGGGUUGCCAUAUUUCAAAUAGUGAAAAUCCGGACACAAAAGUUGUUGAGCUUUUCACUUGGGGGGAGGGGCAAAGUUGUAGAGAUUUGGGGGGGGAAUUGAUGAGCAUUUUUUUUUGCAAAAUCUCUAAAAAACAAAAGAAGUUUUUGAGCUAUUUUUAAGGAAAUUCAUCAAAAAUAUCAACACUUCUGACAUGUGUUGCCAUGGGUUUCCAUAUAUUUUCACAGACAUUUUUACCAAUUUUCAAAAUUCUGCCUGGACGCUACUUCUGACGGAUGAAUCCCAGACAUUUGGCAGCCCUAUUGUAACAACGCUUAAUCAGUAGCCAGCCUGGGCAAUUUUUGGCCAGUUAAGAGGUUCCUUAUCUCCUACCUGUCGGUGAUGGAUGUCAUCCAAGGCAAAUAAAAACAAAGAUGGCAAAGAUACAGCAAAUUUGUAGCAGCAAAACAUAAAGGAUGGAGAAAAGAAGAGAAGAGAAAUGGCUUCAGAGAGUUCUAUUGCUGAUACGCUUAAGUAAAUUGUGAUGCAGAAUUAAUGUCUGAAUGAUAAUUUAACAAAGGUGAAUCUUAAAAUUACAGCCCUGGAUCAAAAAGUUACUGAUCUUAAUGAGGAGAUAUCAAAAUCUGAAACAAUACGAAUUGAACAAGAUGUAACACAGAUCUCUUCUAGGGUGGGAUCCUGCAAGACAUCCUUAUCCAUUCAAAAAUAUACUACAGUAUAUAGUUUUGUAGCCUUUAGUAUAUUUUAUUGUUAUUUAGUUAUUGCUGCUUUUAAAAAUGUUUUAAUGUAGCCUCUUCCUCCUUUGAUUACUAUUCUUUCCUUUUCCCUUAUUUACUUAAUCUCAAUAAAAUAAUAAAUAUUGAAAUUUUAAGAACUUGUUUUUUUCUGAAUCCUCCCUACUGCAAUUAUUUCCCCAACUGUUCUAAUUUUUGUUUUAACAAAAUCAUUUACCAUGGGAAAACUAUAGGCAACAGUCCAGAUUGAGGUGACCUAACCUGAACCACAAGCCUGUUUUCUCUCAGCCUCCUUGUUGUAAUGAUUAAUCUUUGCUUCACUUCACCAGCUGGGUGGGUGGGUAGGUAGGGGAAGCCUGAGCCUUUGGGGAGGGUUUUUUUCCUCUGGAAAGAAGCAUACACAUACCCACAAAUUUCCUUGUACUUUAGGAUGCUACUGUUAUAAAAUCAUAUGGGGGGGGUUUGCAGGACACCACUAUUAAUGAACAGAGAGGGGUGACAGAAUUUGACAGCUGCAAUACCCAGAAUCCUGUUCAAUGCCAUCUUCCCUGUCUCCUCACCCCUCCCGCUAGGACGCAACCCUGCCUGAAGGAAGGCUUAAGGAUCUGCAUAUGCACAACAGUUAGCAUAAAUUCACACAUUUCCCCUCUCCACCUCCCCUCCGCCCAGAACAAAACAAUGUUUCCAGAAGAAGGGGGGGAAACCGCCCAAAUCCAAAGUGACACUUUUCUACUCAAGUUAAUAAUACAGCCUAUUAUAUGUUCUCUUACCAUGAAAUCUCUAUCCGCUGCCUCUGUAUUAGAAUUGCCAGUAUCUCUCUGUAUUAGAAUUGCUGUUUUAUAUCUUAGAACUGUAUAUGUCAGGACUGCUACCUUUUAAUUAGAAAUCCCUGUAUUAGGUAUGUUUUCCAGGUAUAUUUUCUGUAUGAACCCUGUAUGAUCCCAACCCCCCCUGAACCUUGCCCUACUGCCACCCCAUACCCACCCAAGAACGCACGGACAAUAGAGGGAUUAGCUGGCACAAAAAUAAAGAUGCCAUCUUCAACGUAGUCCACCCUUCCAUGGCCUGGAGGAAAACACCUGCCGGGCGGACUUCCACUCCACGGAAAUCGCCAGGAACUGCCCCACCUCUGCACCCAUCUCGACUGAUUGCCCCUCCUGCCAAACAACAGGGAGCACCAUCAGCGACGGGAGAAGAGCAAUUGACAUCUCCCCAUCUGAAAGAAAAAGUCAUCUCCUCACCCAGCUAAUCGAUCGCCACCCAUCCUCCUUGUCUUUCCCCUCCCUCCCAGUCCAGGGAUUUUCAUGCAGGGACAGGAGGGUAUAAAAAGGGGCUUCACCAUUUCCCGGGGUUCCUUCCUUCUUUCCAGAGGCAGGGACCCUACAGCUGUAGCUUUGCAUUCUGCAAUAAAGGGAUCAGUUUGUUUUUCCUGACAGUAUCGUGUGGUCUCUGUCAUUUUCCCGGCGGAGCUGAACUUAGUGCAAAUUUUGGAGCUUCCGACCCGCGUCUGUCCUUCUUAAAAGGCAACGCAUUUUGGGGUACAUUUUUCAUAACACUAUGAAACAGAGAAGGACUGCUUUGUCUUCAACAUACAGUAGUUGAAGUAGAGGGAGUUUAGGGUGUCCUCCUGCCACAAACAACUCCAGCUUUUCUCUCUUGGUGCUUCUUAUUCUUUCUUUGUUUUUGUUUUGUUUUUGAGGGAUAUGUGCUUUUCCUUUUUUCAUUUCUUGGUUUUUGAGAAAACCAAGAAACCAGAGAUGACAACAUCAGAACAAACGAGACUUCAAAUCAGGUCUCUGUCCAUAUUAGAGCUUGGAACUAGUUCAACAUGUGCAUUAAAAAACUAAUUCCCAUUCAUGUUCAUCCCUUUAUGAAACAAACUAGUUCCCUUUAUGUUCAGUUCACUUCAGGUUGGCCUCUGUUAUAUUCUCCAACCGAUGGAGAACCCAAUAAGGGAAUAAGGGCAGAUUUUUGCCUAGAACAAUGUUCAGUUCACUUCAGGUUCAUCCAAAUUAUCCUUGGCAAUAUUUUGUAUAAAUACUCUAAAGCAUUUAGAAAGUGACAAUGAACUUAAAAAUGAGCCAGAAAUCAUUCUUAGUUUUGCACCAACAUCAACUUAAUUCAUGUUUAGUUUACCCAGCAAUUAUGGGAACUACUUUCACAUGUAGUUCAGAUGAUUUUCAAACAAAUUCAGUCCACAUUGAACUUGUUCAUUCCAAGCACUAGCCAAUUGUUUUUGAGAUUGUUAUAGUCCAUAUAUGAUUUUACCGGCUGCUGAGAUAAAAAUCCAAGUUUUUCCAGCUGUCAGAGGUGGCUACUCUGACAACUACUCGCAGCUAAACUAAGAGAUGGCUAUGCAUCAAGUUGGGGCCAGCAACACCAGCUCUUAUUUGUGGUAUGAGUUUAUUCCUCCUCAGAAUGCAACUUUUCUGUAAAGUCUUACAGCAAUGCCCUUGGAGGUUGAAAUGUUCCCCCACUGGCUGCCAAUUCACAAAUAAACAUACAAAGUAAUAUAGUUUUUAUUGACAAUUGGAAUAAGCCUACCUAAAUCUAUGGGCUCUUUGUGGAGGAAGUUAAGUGGGUUUACUUUCCUCCAUACAUAUUUUAUAUUUUAACGGGUGGGAGGUUAUUUCUUAUAUUAAAAUGAUUAAGAGGUGUCUGAGUUUGGUGAAUUUUUGCUUAUACAUUUUUAAAAAGAACUUUGCAGCUUCACCCUGCCUUUCUGGUGCUAAGCCUUACAGGCCACUGAUAACCUGAAAGUGAGAGGCAGUCUAGAGCACUCCC
Molecule: messenger RNA, 5093 nt
Organism: Zootoca vivipara (common lizard)
Lineage: Eukaryota; Metazoa; Chordata; Lepidosauria; Squamata; Lacertidae
Product: interferon-inducible GTPase 5-like
Cellular component (GO): membrane
Molecular function (GO): GTPase activity; GTP binding
Source: RefSeq, a predicted model, not a curated record